Molecule: messenger RNA, 950 nt
Organism: Halteromyces radiatus
Lineage: Eukaryota; Fungi; Mucoromycota; Mucoromycetes; Mucorales; Cunninghamellaceae
Product: 14-3-3-like protein
Exons: 6
Coding region: 107-874 (255 amino acids)
Biological process (GO): signal transduction
Cellular component (GO): cytoplasm
Source: RefSeq, a predicted model, not a curated record
GAAACAAAUAAAUUUUUUUUUUCUUUCUAUCUUGUUCUUUUCUUUUCUCUUUUGACAACCUUUUUUUUCUCUCUUUAAUACAUCCUCACAGUCAACAUUUAUCAUUAUGUCUUCUGAACGUGAAAACAAUGUGUACAUGGCCAAGCUUGCUGAACAAGCUGAACGUUACGAUGAAAUGGUCUCCUUUACUAAAGAAGUUGCCAAGUUGGGUGUUGAAUUGACUGUGGAAGAACGUAACCUUUUGUCCGUUGCCUUCAAGAACGUGAUUGGUGCUCGUCGUGCAUCCUGGAGAAUUGUAUCCUCUAUUGAACAAAAGGAAGAAACAAAGGGAAACACUAGUCAAGUUGAAAAGAUCAAGUCUUAUCGUCAACAAAUUGAAGCUGAACUCCAAGAUGUGUGCAAUGAUAUUUUGGUAGUAUUGAAGGAUAAUCUUAUUCCUAAUGCUCAAGGUGGUGAAUCCAAGGUCUUUUAUUACAAGAUGAAGGGUGAUUAUCAUCGUUAUCUUGCUGAAUUCUUAACUGGUGAAGAUCGCAAAAGCGCCGCUACUGAGGCUCAUGAAGCCUACAAGAGUGCUACUGAUAUUGCUCAAACUGAAUUGGCUCCUACACAUCCUAUUCGCCUUGGUCUUGCCUUGAACUUCUCUGUCUUCUAUUAUGAAAUUUUGAACUCUCCUGACCGUGCCUGUCACUUGGCCAAACAAGCCUUUGAUGAUGCUAUUGCUGAAUUGGAUACCCUGUCUGAAGAAUCUUACAAGGACUCUACUUUGAUCAUGCAACUGCUGAGAGAUAACUUGACCCUCUGGACUUCCGAUCUCCAAGAAGAAGCUGACAAGGCUGAUGAACCCAAGAAUGAAGAAACUGAAGAAGCCAAGUAAAAAAAAAUAAAGAUCCUUUCCAUUUUUUAUUUUUUAUUUUUGUCUUCUUUUUUUUUUUCUUUAUUAUUCUUUCUUU